AUGAGCCGGCGCCCCGCUCAGAGACCCCGGCACUCACAGGCUUCCUCUCUCCAGGAGCUGUUCCACGGGGACCCCAAGGCUGCCCACUUCCGAGAGGGCCAAGGCCCCCUGGAGGUGCUUCUGCCCCCGGAGAAGGCUGAGGGCCGUGAGGGGCCCGGACAACUCUUUGCUGACGAUGGGGAGCGUGUGACUGGCCGUGACAGCACCCGCGGGCCCGGCAGGAAGUACCUGCACAUCGAUGAGCUGCAAUGUGACGUCUCGGUGGAAGAGGACAACCGCCAGGAGUGGACCUUCACCCUCUAUGACUUCGACAACAGCGGGAAAGUGACCCGUGAGGACAUGUCCAGCCUGAUGCACACCAUUUAUGAGGUCGUGGGAGCCUCGGUCAACCACUCCACCGGCAGCAGUAAGACCCUCCGUGUGAAGCUGACCGUCAGCCCUGACCCCUCCAGCAAGCGGAGAGACGGUCCGGCGUCUGGCCAGGACCGGGACACCUCGCGCCUCAGGACGGAGGGGGACCAUGCCGAGGAUGCCCGCGUGGUGGACCGGAGGCUGUCCUCCCACGCCAGGCUCGUCCGUCCUGGCCGGAGGCCUGCAGAUGCGGCCCCCUGCCCCGUGCGGGGACCUUACUGUGUGGACGAGAACACGGAGCGCAGGAAUCACUACCUGGACUUGGCUGGCAUCGAGAACUACACCUCCAAGUUUGGACCCGGGUCUCCACCAGCACGGCCGAAGCAGGAGCACCCCAGCAAGGGCUCGCACCCGCAGGCCCGGUCCCGCUCUCAGGAGUCGGAUGCCCACAUGGGCCACCAUCGCCGCUCCCAGGUGCUGGCUGAGCCUGCCGAGCUUGCUGCGCGGGCCCUGGACGCCCCGCCGCGACUGAAGCUGCCGGAGAAGCAGUUCCUGAAGUCUCCCAAGGGUGCAGGAAAGCCGCCCAUGGGUCUAGGGGGUGGCAGGCCUGUCAAGGCCCUUAGCCACCAUCUGCCAGCACCGCCCCAGGGCCCUCAGGAUGGGUACCACCUCCCCCUGCAGCCCCCACCACCACCACCGCAGCCCUACGGCCAUAAGAGGUCCCGCCAGAAGAACAGGGAGGGCUACUCACCACUCAAGGCUGCGUACACCCCACCUGGCAUGGUGGAGCAUGAGGUAGUGCGGGACCUACCGCCCAUGCUGGCAGGAGAGGGCUUUGCAGUGCCCGUGGUGCAGAGGCAUGAACACCACCACCACCACGAACACCACCAUCACCACCACUACCACCACUACCACCCAUCCUGAGCAGCCACGGCCACCACCACCACCACCUGUACCCUCACCUCCACCUCCACCUGUCCUGAGUGACAGUGGUCACCACCUCCUCCACUUCCUCCACCUCCACCUCCUCUAACACCACCUCCACUACCACCACCUCUACCUCCACCACUGACCUCUCCACCCCCACCUUUACCACCCCCACCCAUCCUGAGUGGCAACGGCCACCACCACCUUCACCUCCACCCCUCCUGAGUGGCCACCGCUACUCACUGCCGUCACCACUACCACAAACACGACCGCCUCCACUAGCACCCCGCCCGCCCGUCCUGAGCAGCUAGCACAUGACUGCCACUCCCCCAUCCCGGGCAUCACCACCACCACCACUCACCAUGAGCACCGCACCAGCACGGCCAUCCGCACUACAACCACAACCACCAGCACUGCAUAGCCUCAUGGAGCCUCCACCACCCAUCCUGAGCAGCUACCUCCACCUCCCUCCCCCAGCAUUACCACCGCCAUUACCGUCAUCAUCACCACUGCCACCACCACUACCUCCACCGCCACUGUUCUCACCGCCCGAGUGUCUGCCAUCACCAUCACCUGUCCUCAUGGCCGCCACCACCCUCAGGCCACCACUGCUAGCAUCUCCCCAUCGGCACCAGCACCACUACUAUCACCACUAUCACCACCACCACUACCUCCACCACCACCACCACUUGCACUGCACCCACUCCUCCACCACCAGCCAGCCCCUCAUGGAACACCUCCAGCACCCUGCUGUCACUGCCACCACCAGCACCCCCCCUGAGUGCAGCUGCAGGCCCCUCAGCACCCCUCGUCCUCUGUCCUCCUCCCCGGGACUCCUUUCCCCACACCAUCGGUAGACCCGUGUCGACGUUCUGUAACAAAGCUCUGUGUGUCCCCUGAGAUCCGAGUGUGAGCCUGGAGGCCCACACACUGCCCCGCUGUGGCAGAGGGCCCCUGCUGGGUGUUCCCUCUGGGCUCAGCUCCUGCCUCUUUGACCUGACACAGUGCCAGUGUGACACCUAGGAGCACAUGCCUGCCACCUCAGGUUGAGCAUCAGCAUGACAGCACCCACAAACUCACAGAACGUGGUGUGGUAGCAGCUCCUGGGCAUGGGGAGGAUGCGAGUGCCCAGGAGCAGGUCCCCGUCAGUCAGUGGUCAGCAGGGGCUGGCUGCAGGGAGGUGGGCACCACUGUGCUUACACUGUCGUGGAUGCUUACCAGCCAUGGCCCCUGGGAGGGCAGGCAGUGGUCCUCUUGAAGCUGACAAACAGCUGGCAUGAGCAGGCCUCCCCCUAGAUGGUAGAGGGAAGGGGAGGGGGUCCGGGCCAGGGCCAUACCACCUGGCCACCAGCAGAAGUGUGUUGCCUCCUGUCACCUAUGAGGGGCUGGAGAGGCCGCCGCCAAGGGGAGCGAGCACCCCGGAGGUCAGGCCGAGUCCGGGAGCCACAGGCUCUGCCCCUGCUGGCUUUGUUGUUAAGGACGGAACAAAUUGACGUGCAGCCUUCUAUUGCGAUGUUCCCCCACCUAAUAAAGUCUGUGUGUUUUGUA
This is a messenger RNA of Echinops telfairi (small Madagascar hedgehog), 2826 nucleotides long. It is a transcript of the gene NKD2, whose product is annotated as NKD inhibitor of WNT signaling pathway 2. Bases 1 to 1275 code for a protein of 424 amino acids. Gene Ontology annotation, cellular component: cytoplasm. Gene Ontology annotation, molecular function: calcium ion binding. Gene Ontology annotation, biological process: negative regulation of Wnt signaling pathway. The record is from RefSeq and is a predicted model, not a curated record. NCBI's taxonomy places the organism in Eukaryota, Metazoa, Chordata, Mammalia, Afrosoricida, Tenrecidae. The transcript is spliced from 7 exons.